AAACGUAAGGAGGGGGAGAAGGGGACGGAGAGCCGCCGCUGCUUCACCGGGAGAGCGGCGAUGCCCUGCGCCACAGCGCCGGACAAAACUUUCCCCGAAGUGGCCAGAAACUCGUGCGGAGAAACGGCAGCUGACGGGAGCAGUCUGGCUGUCCCCGGCACCAUGCAGCGGGGCGGCUCAGAUACGUGUCUGGAACUGGAUGGUGAGGGGUCUGUGCGAGACGCGGGUCGCGGACGCCUGGGGCUGGAGGGGCUGCAGCAGAAGAUACUGAAGGUGACAGAGCAGCUGCGGAUCGAGCAGGCCCUGCGCGACGAGAACGUGGCCGAGUACCUGAAGCUGAUCAACAGUGCCGACAAGCAGCAGAGCGGGCGCAUCAAACAGGUGUUCGAGAAGAAGAACCAGAAAUCAGCUCAAACCAUCGCUCAUCUGCAGCGCAAACUCGAGCAGUACCACCGCAAGAUCAAAGAGUGUGAUGUCACUUCCUCCUCCAAUGGGACCAAACACACGCAUACACAUAGCAAAGAUGCAAAGGAAACGUCCAAGGACAGCUUGAAAGAGUGCAAGGAAGCAGCAGUCAGGGGCAGUGGACGUCACCCACAGCUAGACAAGGUGAAGACCAUCGGCCCGGGUGUUUCUCUCACGCCGCCUUUCUUUUUCAACAAGUCCCGUGGCUUUGCCAACCUCAUCCGCAACAAGUUUGGCAGCGCUGACAACAUUGCCCACCUGAAGAGCUCCAUGGAGACAGGGGGCGGGCUGCAGGCGGAGGGGGCAGGACGGGUGCUGAGUGGCAGUGCUACGCUAACCAGCAAACCCAAAUACCCGAGCGAUGAUGAGUGCUCCACGGGCACGUCCGUGUCUGCGGAGAGCAAUGGGCACAACUCGGCACUAGGGGCCACACACAUUGAGGCGGUGUCAGGGGAAAGCUCCAGCAGGCUGGCCGAGGCCCUGGAGGAGGUGCGUGAGGUCAGGGAGGCGCAGACUCACCUGGCAGAGGACAUAGAGAGCCUGAGGAGCCAGAUAAAGCGCAACUAUGGCUUUAUCUCACAGAUGCUUCAGGAGGAGAGAUACAGAUGUGAACGGCUGGAGGAUCAGCUGAAUGAUCUGACCGAGCUGCAUCAGAAUGAGACGGCCAACCUGAAGCAGGAGCUGGCCAGCAUUGAGGAGAAAGUAGCCUACCAGGCCUACGAACGAGCCCGCGACAUACAGGAGGCACUGGAGGUGUGUCAGACGCGGAUCAGUAAGCUGGAGCUGCAACAGCAACAGCAGCAGUUAGUGCAGCUGGAGAGCGCCGAUGCCAAAGUGCUGCUGGGAAAGUGCAUCAACAUCAUGCUGGCCAUCGCCACAGUAAUCCUGGUGUGCGUCUCCACGGCAGCCAAGUUCACGGCGCCAUUGCUACGGAGCCGGCUGCAUGUGCUCGGGACCUUUGUGUGUGUGUGUGUGCUCGCGCUGGGCUGGAGCCACUGGGAGCACGUACAGUGUGCAGCAGAGAGGAUGUUCCUGCCCAGCUGAGGAACUUAACGCCUGUGUGUAUAUGUGUGCGUAUGUGUGUGUUUGUGUGUGUGUGUGCGUGUGUGCGUGCGCGUGCGUGCGUGCGUGCGUGUGUGUGUGUGUGUGUGUAAUCGUACACUGAAAAAGUGCUGAAUUGAACUGACUUGAUUGAUCAGUUCCACAUGAAUAAAAUAUAUUACGUCUGCAUAGUUUUAGUCCUUCAGUUUAGUUCUGGCGUAAUAUAUAUUAUUCAUGUAGAAAUUAUGUACACAUUAAAAUCAAGUAAAUUCAAUACAUCUCUGUUUUUCAGUGUAAUACUGACACUGGAAUUGCAGUUCCAUCCUGGACUCUUCGUUACAGUCGGGCAUUUGCAAUGAGGAACUGUUCUGUGAAUUCUGGCUUUAAAGGAACUCUUUUGUGUGUGUUUUUGUGUGUUCAGACCAUAAUGACCUUUAAUAACGACACUGGGAUUCCAGUUUGUCCUGGACUCAUCACUACAGUUGGAGAUUUACUACUAUUAACUGUUCCCUGAAUUAUGGCUUUAAAAAACUCUUUUUCUGUGUGCUUUUGUGUUGGUCUACUUCUCUGCUCCAGCAGAUACGGGUCCAUCUCUGUAACUGUACUGUAAUGGGUCCAUCUCUGUAACUGUAUUGUAAUGGGUCCAUCUCUGUUACUGUAUUAGCUGUUUUGACCUGAUUCACUAUACUGUAUUUUCUAAGGGUGCACCAUGUAGCAGCGGCUAAUAUUUUGUUCGCUAAUGAAUGGAAAAAUGGAAUUAUUAUUCUUGGUCCGAGAGUUAUAACUGAUAAUUUAGCGCCGUAUUCUUACUGUCCUGUUUAUUUUUAAACUCAUAACAGUACAAAAAAAUGGGUUCUCUAGUAAAGGCAAUGGUUAUAUAUAAAUCCCUGUAAACACUAAAAACAAUUUGAAUGAAAUGCCUUCCAUCUAUAAGGAAAGCCUGUUGUAUAUGGUUCUGUUAGGAACCUUUUUUCAAAAAUUGUUCUGAAUAGUGCCCAAAAGGGUUCCUCCAUUGUCGUAGAACAUUUUCUGGUACAAUAUAGGUGAAUGAGAAUGUCUGCUACAUACAUUACCACCAAACAUUUUGACAUUAUUAUUACUAUUAUUAUUUUUCCACAUUUUAGUAUAAUAAUACAUCAAACUGUGAAAUUCAUAUGGCAGAAUUAUUGACCUAUAUCUACUGUACAAGACCCCGCCCUCCUUCCUCACAACACAGCUGAUUAGGUGAAAUGCAGUAACAAGAGUAGACAUUCCACAAAUUGAUUUUUAACAAGAAAUACAUAGUAAUCAGCAUGACGUAAUGAUUGUGAUUCCAUGUAGUUACAUUUUCCAACACUAAAUUUUGCUAAAUGAAAAUUGCUUAAAAAUAUUUAGAGUUCAUUUUCAACACGUACAUUUGACAUAAAUUCAUACAUAGGCAUCUAUUUGAAUGUUUACAAUUCUUUUUGAAGCACCUUUGAAACUUAAGCAUAAGCUAUUCGAUCAGGAUGUCUUGAAGAUUAUGAAAAACAUGCAAACAGGUGCGUCCAAACUUCUGACUGGUACCAUGAGUAAUUCUGAACCAUAACUGAAAUCGUCCAAAACAAAGUGUUAAAUAUUGCUUAUUAUUAUCUGUCCCAAAAUUCCAUAUCGGUGCAUCCCUGCUAUCUCCAGAGUCUCCCUAAUAUGUACUUACUUUGAGCUUUGUGUGCUUUGGCAGAGUAAACACAACAUUUGGCUGUAACAGUCUGAGUUCAGGCAUGCCAGAAAUGUUUGUGUUAAUACGGCCUACUUUUCCUGAAGAGUGGGAGUAGUGUGAAGCUCAGCACACACAGCUUAACAUAUGCACACACACUCGCCCUCUGAAACGCACACGGAAGGCGGAGCAGUGUUUGUGGAGUGAACUCUUGUGAAAAUGAAAUAUAUUGUUAUAUGUUGACAGAAUAUUCCAAAAUAUUAAUGGGAUAUAUUGUAAUAUAUUUUCAAUGUAUUACAUUUUUUGUAUGGGGCAGCUUUGGAACGAUUUCCACUGUGCAGAAAAAAAUGAACUUGCUUUUAAUUAUUGUUUGUCAGAGUUUGUGGUGGGGUUGCCUUUCUAAACGAGCAAGUGAAGUAAGCUAAGCUAUAUGUAAUGAACUUCUGGACUGUUUUAAAUGAAGGCUGAAAUAACUAUUUUUGUACCUUUUUGAGUCUCUAUUCAGAAACUAUGUUGGAGCUACAGCAAAUACAGUGAUCUCCACCGACCAUCUAA
Molecule: messenger RNA, 3736 nt
Organism: Colossoma macropomum (tambaqui)
Lineage: Eukaryota; Metazoa; Chordata; Actinopteri; Characiformes; Serrasalmidae
Gene: tmcc3
Product: transmembrane and coiled-coil domain family 3
Exons: 5
Coding region: 61-1509 (482 amino acids)
Cellular component (GO): endomembrane system
Source: RefSeq, a predicted model, not a curated record